CCUCCCUCCUGCUCUCCUCUCCCCCUCUCGCUCCCCUCCGAGUCAAAAGCUCCAAUCUGAGAUAAACUUAGCGAUAGCGGAGAGCCUGUCGGACCGGAGGACCUGAACCUCUACAAAUCAUUCGGGUUCAGGUUCCGUUAGCUUUAGCCGCUUUUAGCUCCCCGUCAGGAUUUUUGUGUGAGUGUGUGUGUGUGUGUGUGCACGCGCGCGCGUGUAUAUGCGUGCGUGUGUGUAUGUGUGUGCGUGCGUGUGUGUUCGGUGUGCGCGUGUUAUUAGCUCCGCUCUUCCCUCCUCUCCUCUCUCCGCUUCUCUCCUCCUCCGUUCUUCUUCUCCUCUUCUCCCGAUGAGUUCUUAUUUUGUAAACUCCACGUUCCCGGUGACGUUACCGGGCGGCGGGCAGGCGGCGGCCGACUCCUUCCUGGGGCAGAUUCCGCUCUACUCCUCCGGAUACGCGGCGGAUCCCUUGCGGCAUUACCCCGGCGCCGCCGCCGCCGUCACCGCCGCGGCGGCCGUGGCGUACGGCGCCGGCGGCGUGCACCAGGAGAAAGCCUACCCGGCCUCCGCCUACUACCAGCAGGCGGCGAACGGAGCCUACGGCGGCCACCGGGCGUCAGGGGUCGCUGCUACCACCGGAGCCGGCGCCUGCGAUUACGCGGCGAGCUUUUACCGGGACAAGGACCCCGCCGCCGCCGCGUGCGGCUUAGAGGAGCACGCCCUCCCGGUCGGCCAGGACGUCGUUGUGCACCGAAAGACGGAGUGCGCGGGACUCGGGAAGGGUCUGUUCGGAGAGCCGGGGGAGGAGAAGCAGCCGGCGACCCCGAUCUACCCCUGGAUGCAGAGAAUGAACGCAUGCAACGAGGCCUCCGCUCGUUCCCAGCAGGCUGAAGAGGAAUGA
Messenger RNA from Lampris incognitus (smalleye Pacific opah), 895 nucleotides. It is a transcript of the gene hoxb6a, whose product is annotated as homeobox B6a. NCBI's taxonomy places the organism in Eukaryota, Metazoa, Chordata, Actinopteri, Lampriformes, Lampridae. The record is from RefSeq and is a predicted model, not a curated record. The transcript has 2 exons. Gene Ontology annotation, biological process: regulation of DNA-templated transcription. The coding region runs from base 218 to 895 and encodes 225 amino acids. Gene Ontology annotation, molecular function: DNA binding; DNA-binding transcription factor activity.